AUGUCUGACACUAACGAAAACAAUGCCAGCGAGACCCCAGAUGUCAAGCCUGAUCUACAAGGCCAAGGCGAUGCGCCAAAGUCUGAGACACACAUUAACUUGAAGGUGUCUGAUGGUUCUUCUGAGAUCUUCUUCAAGAUUAAGAAAACCACUCCAUUGAGGAGGUUAAUGGAGGCCUUUGCCAAGAGACAAGGUAAGGAGAUGGAUUCUCUAAGAUUUCUAUAUGACGGUCUAAGAAUUCAAGCUGAUCAAACUCCAGAGGAUCUAGAUAUGGAAGAUAACGACUUGAUUGAAGCACACAGAGAACAAAUCGGUGGUGCGUACUAG
Molecule: messenger RNA, 327 nt
Organism: Nakaseomyces glabratus
Lineage: Eukaryota; Fungi; Ascomycota; Saccharomycetes; Saccharomycetales; Saccharomycetaceae
Gene: SMT3
Product: SUMO family protein SMT3
Biological process (GO): protein sumoylation
Cellular component (GO): septin ring; nucleus
Molecular function (GO): ubiquitin-like protein ligase binding; protein tag activity
Source: RefSeq, a predicted model, not a curated record